CCUCUGCACGGAGUGGAACAAAGUCAGAAAAGCGAAGAGAACAGUCCGCGGAAAACGUUCAAUUAAUAGCAGCGAAGCCACAUAUAUAAUCUAAUUUUUCUCAUAUAUACCCCACAUAUAUUUCGGCUGUGUAUAUACGAGCACCGUGUAUAUGUAUCAGUGUACCAAAAGUUGUUAUACAUAAAAUAAGUUGCGAAAGAAGAAAUACCAUUAUCAACUAAAAAUAGUGACCGAUUCCGAUUCUCAAAGGAAUACAAAUUUAAUAACGAAAAUCGCGAGCGACGAGAACGACUUAACCGAAAAGUGCACGGCCAAAAGGAGCAGACACACACACGCCCGCAUGUCCGAGUCAAGGGUCUAGAGACUCUCACGCCCGAAGGAACCGAAGAAGGAAGAACGUAACCGAUUGUGGGGAUUGUGGAGAGUGGAUCGAAGGAUCGAAGGAUGACUCUCGCCCGCCCCAAGACUCUGGCGCUGCUCGUGUGUGCUCUGCUGGCACUGAGUUUUCCCGGACACGUGAAUGGCGGCGGCAACAACAAGAAGGGCUCGCAGCCAGUGCCGCCCCCGGAGCCCGAGGCCGUGAUCGAGGAGGUCAACGCCAAGCAGCUGGAGAAGCUCCUGGCCGACAAGGAUUACGUGGCCGUCUUCUGGUAUGCGCGGAGCUGCGUGACCUGUGAUAAGGUUCUAGCGGAACUCGAGAAAAUCGACGAUGACACCGACUCCUUCGGUGUGGACUUUGUGAAAAUCAACGACAAACGACUAGCCAAACAGUACGGCAUCAAGAAUUUCCCCGCCCUCACCUACUUCAGGGAGAAGGAGCCCAUCAUAUACGAUGGCGACCUUAUGGACGAGGAGGGAGUGCUCGACUUCCUCACCUCUCUGGAGGCCAUGGAUUUGCCUGAUCGCAUCGAGGAGGUCAACUCCAAGAUUUUGCAGAAGAUCAUCGAGGACACCGACUUCGUAGCCGUUCUGUUCUGUCCAGAUCAUGAAACAUGCCCGCCCAGGGUUAUGGACAAACAGCAAUGCCGCAAGUGCGCCAAGGCCUUGCAGGAACUGGAGAAUAUCGACGACGAGGCCGACCAGCUGGGCAUCGGGUUCGUUAAAAUACACGACGAGGCCCUGGCCGACGAGUACAACCUGGGCAACCUGCCCGCCCUGGUCUACUACCGCCACCAGACUCCGAUCAUAUACGAAGGUGAACUGCAGCGGGAGGAGGACGUCCUGGAAUGGUUGGUGCAGAACAAGUCGACAGGCGACGAGGAUGACGUGAUCGAGGACGUCACUUCGAAAACCCUGUCGACGCUGAUCAGCAACAUCGACAACCUGGUGGUGCUGUUCUAUGAUCAUGGAAAUGACGACUCGAUGACCGUGUUGGAGGAGCUAGAGCAAAUCGACGACGACUGCGACAAGCAUGGCAUUCAGUUUGUGAAAAUUGACGAUGCCAAGGCGGCAGCCGACUACGGAAUCGAAUCGAUUCCGGCCAUUGUUUACUUUGAAAAGGAAAUUCCAAACGUGUACGACGGCGAUCUCAUGGACGAGGAGCAGAUUCUGAAGUGGUUGUUGAGCCAGUUGGAACGGGAUGAGAUCGAGGACGUCACCGACGAGAUGCUUGACACAAUGAUCAAGGAAGGCCGCGUCAUUGCCGUGCUGUUCUACGACAACAACGACAAGAAAUCCCAGAAAGUGCUCGAAGAGCUCGAAAACAUUGACGACGAGUGCGACGCGCUGGGCAUUACUUUCGUGAAGAUCGACAAUCCCGAAGAGGCCGUCGAAUAUGGCAUCAACAAAGUUCCUAAGCUGAUAUACUUUGAAAAAGGCAUUCCAACUAUUUACGAGGGCAAUCUGGAGGACGAGGAGAAGCUCCUGAAGUGGCUGACAGACCAAACGAGUUCCGACCAAAUCGAGGACAUUACCGACGAAAUGUUGGACUUGAUCAUUGAGAAAAUGCCCCACGUAGCCGUUCUCUUCUACGACAAAGACCAAAAGAAAUCACAGAAAAUCCUCGCAGAAUUGGAAAACAUUGACGAUGAGUGCGAUCAGAACGAUAUUGCCUUUGUCAAGAUCGACGAUGACAAGGAGGCCAAGGAAUGGGGUAUCGAUGAGAUACCCUCGAUUGUACUCUUUGAACGUGGCAUUCCACACAUCUACGAGGGUGAUCUGAUGAAAGAGGACGAGCUGCUGGGCUGGUUGGUGCACCAGAAGCGCUACUCCGAGAUUCCCGAGGUUACCGACGAGAUGAAGGACAAGCUGGUCGAGAACACUGAGCACUUGGCGGUUAUCUUCUACGAUAAGGACGACAAGCAGGACAUGCGCAUCCUGAACGAGCUGGAAAACAUCGACGACGAACUCGAGAAGGAGGGAAUCGUCAUUGUGCGCAUCGAUAAUGCCGCCGAGGCUAAGGAGUACGGUCUCGACCACUUGCCUGCCCUCAUCUACUUCGAGAACAAGAUCCCGGCGCUCUACGAGGGCGACCUGAUGAACGAGGACGAGGUGCUUGAGUGGCUGCUGGUGCAGAAGAAGACGGCCACCAUCGAGGAGGUCACCGACGAGAUCUUGGUCAACCUAAUCAACGAGCACGAGUAUGUUGUCGUCUUCUUCACGGGUCCCUGCGAACCCGGCGAGACCUGCGACCACACCCUGAACGCCCUGGAGAGCAUCGACGACGAGUUGGACGAGGCUGGAAUCAUUUUCGUAACCACCGAGGACACCGGAGUGGCCAAGAAGUACAAUGUCAAGACCUACCCACGCUUGGUGUUCUUCAGAAACCGCGACCCACUGCACUUCACCGGGGACCUGGACGACGAGGACGAAGUGCUCGCCUGGAUCACCGACGACGAGACCCUCGAAAUUCCCGGAAAAAUUGAGGAGGUCAAUGUUAAGAUGUUGGACAAGAUCUUGGCUGAAAACGAUCACGUCGUCGUGUUCUUCUAUGCUGAGGGCGAUAAGAAGGCCCAGAAGAUUCUUAACGAACUGGAGAACAUCGAUGACGAGUGCGAGGAAAAAGACAUUGACUUUGUAAAGACAUCCGACGAUGAUAUUGAUAAGGAAUACGAUCUGCCCGGUCUGCCGGCACUUGCAUUUUAUAGACAUAAGUUUAGAACAAUUUACACCGGUGACCUGAUGAAGGAAGAGGAAAUUCUUGAGUGGGUUAUUGAUUUGCACGAAUCGACCGCUGAUGUGAUUGAGUCCGUCGAUCGCAAGACCCUGCAAGUUUUGAUCAACGAUGUUGAGCACUUGGCUGUGUUCUUUUAUGAUGAUGAGUGCGAAUCGUGUUCUGACAUUUUGGAAGAGUUGGAAAACAUCGACGAUGACACCGAUAAGCACGGAAUUCAAUUUGUCAAAUCGAAUGACGUCAAGCUGGCCCAUGAAAUUGGCAUUUUCGCAUUCCCAGCUUUGGUCUACUACGAAACCGGCGUUCCGAUUAUGUAUGAUGGUAAUCUCAAAAAUGAAAACCGUGUGCUGCAGUGGUUAGUCAAUCAAAAGAGAAAGGAUGACGACGCAAGUGAUGAAAAAAUUCUUAAAUUGCGCUAUCCCAAAGAAAGCAAUGAGGAUAAAAGGGAAAGGUUAAAGCGACUGCAGAAUGCGAUACGAACAGAAAGGUUACGAAAGAACAGACGAGGCAAUGAGGAUGACGAAAACGGGGAUGAGGAGGAUGCAACAGGGGAGAAGGAUAUUGAUAAAGACGACGAGGACGAGGAUGACGAAGAAGACAAUGAGAGGGAUGACGAGGAUGAGGAUGAGGAGGAUGACGAUCAGGACGAUGAAGGCGACGAAGAUAAUGAUAGGGGCAAUGGGGACGAGGAUGAGGAAGAAGAUAAUAAUGAUGACAAAAACGACGACGACGAAAAUGACGAAGAUGACAAUAACGAAGAUGAGGACGAUGACGAAGAAGACAAUGAUAAAGACGAUGAGGAUGAGGAAGAAGACAAUGAUAAGGAUAAUGAUGACGAGGAUGAAGAAGAGGAUAAUGAUAACGGUGAUGACGACGAGAAUGAUGAAGAUGGGGACAAUAAGGACGAUGAGGACGAGGAUGAAGAUGACGCGGAAGAGGAUGAAGAGGAAGACACCGAUAAAGACGAUGAUGAAGAUGACAAUGAAGACGAGGACAACGAAGAAGAUAACGACGAAGAUGAAGACGAAGAUGAAGGAGAUGAUAACGAUAAGGGUGACGACGAUGAGAAUGAUGACGAAGAAAAUGACAAUGACGAUGAGGAAGAUGAAGACGAAGAAGAUAAUGAUAAGGAUGAUGAGGAUGAGGAUGAGGAUAAUGAGGAUGGGGAUGGAGACGGUAAUGAUGACGAGGAAGAUAAUGACGAAGAAGCAAGAGGGGAGAAGGAUACAAAUAAGGACGACGAAAAUGACGACGAUGACGGAGACGAUGAUGAGGAUGACGACGAAGACGGGAAUGGGGAUGACGAAGAAGAAGAGGACAUUAAAAGUAAACCAAAGUAUAGGCACACGGCCAAAGGUCGAACGAUACAUCGCCUUGCUGACCUUUGCUCGGGUCGGCUAAUAGAUGAAAUAGAUGACGAAUGUUUCUAUGUUGGAUUGGGCCACGACGGCCAUUCAGCUAAGCGCGGCAACAAUUUCGUGCCCAACGAUUACAAACCAUUCCAAUGCUGUCCAACCAAAUUGGAGAAGUCAACGAAAGUUCCUAAGAUGACGGCCCAGCGGAUCGGACAUAGCGAGGGCGACCAGGGCAAGCGUCCCAUUGGCGGCGGAAACUUCCAGUUCGCCGGAUCGGCAUCGGCAUCGGCAUCGGGAUCCAAGGGAAGCAAGCCGGCCAGCAAGCCAGCGGCCACCAAGAAGCAGGCGAAGGGCGCCAAGAACUCGAACAACGACGAUGAUGACGAGGACGACGAGGACAAGCCCCUGGUGAAGGUCUCGUAUGCCAACAAGCGUUCGGGAGGAAGCAACAAGCCGCAGGCUGGGAAGAAGCCGGUGACCAACGACGACGAGUCGCAGGAGGUGGAGAAGGCCUCCAAGCAGAAGGGAUCGAAGAAGUCCGGCAAGCUGAACGUGAAAACCGGCAUUAAUUUUUUCCAAAAUCGACUAAAAAAUUUGUAUGAUAUCAUUUUUCAGGAUAUCUCUCUGUGGGAGUAAGGCAACAAUUUAACUGAGUGUGGAAAACCACAGACAGUUAAAUGUGAUUGUAUGAUUGAAUGAUAUGCCAUACUAAAGUAGCACGUAUACGUACUGUUGUCAGCCGAUAAAACCAAUAUCAAACCAAAACCAAAACCAAACCAAACAAAAACCAAAACCAAAAUCAAACCUGUAAAGCCACCAAAGAACCUUCAAUGACAGGUUUCUAUAAUUAAAUGUACAUCAUCUCUGUGUGACGAGAACCAACUAAAUAACCGAACUCGAGUAGCUGUGUGUCCCUACAAAUGAGGCUCACCUCACUAACCUUUAAACACCCUACGACCACACUAUGUCGACCACUUUAAUAUCCUGUGCCCGGAACAGAUCUAAGAGCACCCUUUUUAGGCCGAAAAUCAUAAUCGUUGUUCCGCGUUGAGAAGAUCUACUAGUAGCAAGUCACACAAAACCAAAACAACUAAAACAUAACCAAAAAAAUCUUACUAACUAAAACAUUGUUGAUAUCUUCGCUUAAACUAUUUUCAAGAGGGACCACGUAGUCUUGGUGACCCCGAUCUAUAACUUAACUAAACCAAACAUUUGUUGCAUUUUGUCAACGGAUUUCAACAAACUUUGUUCAAACUAAAAGCAAUUACUUCAACAAACAACUAUCAAACUUCUGAGAACUUUCACUUGUAUAUUUAGCCAGCAAACUUUGUUAUUAACAGAUCGAUCAGCCAUUGUCUAUUGUCAAUAACAAACACCUAAACUUUUUGAUACUACUUCUUUUUGUCACAAUAUACAAUUUACAUUUAUGUAGUUAGUCUAUUUUAACAAGAGCCUAGGCAAAACAAAACAAAACAAAAUAAAAACAAAACGAAACGAACAAACAGAUAAAAUAUUUUUUGAAGCAAUUUACACCUGACAGUGCCCAACUGUUGACUGUUAACUAUUUUAACUGAGACGUGUAACGAUGAGAGCUAUCAACUGUUUUUGUAGUAACAACAUUAGGGCCCCAGGCCAAUAUAUUGCGUAACCGGAGCCUUUUACCAACCAUGUUGCAGCAUACACGCCGUAUACUUAAUUUUGUUGUAGAUUAUGGAAAGAAGUCCAUUAUUUCUCGAUGAACAAUGGCCUCGCAUACAAUGUAACUCGCCAUUUUGUUUCUUUUGUUUUCUUCUGAGAGCGAUACCUGUACCGCUCGCUAUUGUUUUUGUUAUCGGUAUUUGCAAAAUACCGAAUUAUUAAUCUUUAUAAUUAUGUUUUCCUAAGCUAAAGUCUAUCACAAUACACGCAAUUGUAACUAAAUCCAACAUAUAUGUAAACAAACUUUGUUGAACAGCAGCUGUUAAGUCAAGAACAAGCGAAUGUAUUUUUGUAAAACAAGUUUUCAAAACGAAAAUUGUCAUAUUCUAAGAAUCAAUCGCAUAUCAAACCGAAAUCACUUUUGUAAACAUUAACUCCUGAAAGAAAUUGUAAGAAUAUUCAAUAAAACCAUCCAACUCAAUAAAA
Drosophila ficusphila is the source of this 6591-nucleotide messenger RNA. RefSeq names its product midasin (gene hlk). The record is from RefSeq and is a predicted model, not a curated record. The coding region runs from base 445 to 5103 and encodes 1552 amino acids. NCBI's taxonomy places the organism in Eukaryota, Metazoa, Arthropoda, Insecta, Diptera, Drosophilidae. The transcript is spliced from 18 exons.